Molecule: messenger RNA, 3831 nt
Organism: Filobasidium floriforme
Lineage: Eukaryota; Fungi; Basidiomycota; Tremellomycetes; Filobasidiales; Filobasidiaceae
Exons: 11
Coding region: 1-3831 (1276 amino acids)
Source: RefSeq, a predicted model, not a curated record
AUGGUGAUCGACCCACGGGACCAGCACCAGCACCAGCAGCAACAAGAUCAUCCUCAAGACCAGACCGGCCCACCGAGAUCUUACUUUGUUCCCUCAAACUUGCCCAGCCGACCCACCGACGAAGAAAUCGCGGCGCUGGAAAAGUACUUUGGGUCGCAUAUCACCACGUCCUCUCAAUCGCGCCCCAUUUCGACAGCAAGAGCGCCUGAGCAUUACCUGUCAAGUGGUAUUGAUAUUCACCCCAACAUCGAGCAAGCUGGACUACAAGGAGGCGUAGGCGGUCGUCAUCAACAGCAACAGCAACCUCAGUACCAGCCGCAGCCCCAAAUUCAAUCCCAAUCUCAAUCUCAAUCGGGAGCGCCGCCGUCGAAUCUACCUGGACAGCCUGACCAGAAUCGAAAAUCGUUCUUCGGCCUAGACUGGGGGAUACAUAAACCGUUCGGGUUUCCGCCCGUCUUCGCCAACGCUUUCGGACACGGUCCCAUUAAAGACCAGACUCAGGAUCAAAGUCAAAACCACCAACUUGACAAACACCAACACCAAGGACAAGUCUUGCCAAACCAACCGGAUCAGGAUCAGGAUUAUUUCUUGCCCGAACCGUAUAUUCUACCUGAAACACAACCGGUACCGUCUGCGAACCCUCAGCAGGUGCAAGGUCAAGAUCAAGGAAUCCCAGCUCCAGCUGCAGCCCCAAACCCCGGAUUCGGCUUGCUUCAUCCGGAUAGCGCGAGGCUUCCUCCGUACCCUUACGGACAAUCUCAUUCCCACAACCAAGGGCCUCCCUCGCCCCUCUCCCCCACCUCGAGAUCCGGACGAGACGACACGACCUCGCUAGCACCCUCGCAGAGUCUAUCCCAGCUCGCCGUCCGAAGAGCAAAGAGGAGUAAGGAAAAGGUGGAGAGACGGGGUAGUACGGGCAGCGCUUUACCCCGAAGGAGGUCUUCGGUCGCUGGAACAGGAGGAAAAGAGGAAAAGAAGGCGAGGAGGUUGACAGGGUACUAUCAAAAGCCCGACACGUAUGAUCACGACCACGAUCACGACCAAGAGAACGACAAGGAUCUAGAUUUAGGCAGGAUGAACAUCGAUGAUUGGGCUAGGAGUCAGGGUGGACAGAGUCAUAGUCAAGGUCGAGCCCGGAGCCAUCGAACCUUUGACGAACAGAGUCCGGGGGGAGAAGAAGGGUAUUCCCCGCCUCAUCGACGCAGGACGGGGGGUACGAACGUCGAUGUAGGUGGAGAUGAGAGCGAAGUGGCAAGGUCGGAGAGGAGUACGAACUUUGGCUACGGAGGCAAUGGUGGAGGACGGGAAGGAGAGGCGGAUAGGGCGACGCUCAGGUCGAGAGCUGGGACCGGAUGGAGCCAGGUUUACCCUGAAAGUCAAUUGCCGGGUCGACGACCCGCCCCAUCCCAAUCUCAACAUCACGCCCAUGACGACCGGCGCUCUUACGCACCCACAGCCAGAGAGUCGGUAAUGGGGGGAGGAGGUUGGAGAUCCCCAGAGAUCUCGGAGGGUGUACCGGAGAGCGAGGUGGCGAGUAUGAUGGAUCGAAUGACGAUCGGGGCUCGGAGCGGGAUGACCGGACAGACGGGGUUGACGGGGAUGGUCGGGUUGCCUUACCGAAACAUGGAACGGAUGAGGGAGGCGUUGGAUGACGAGCGACGAGAGCAACGUCGGUUGGAGGCUAGUCGAGCACGCGAAUCUGACAGCAGGGAACACUCUUUGCACCGCUCGAAAUCUCAACUCAAGUCCCUUCAAAACACCGUCCGCGACCUCCAAGCGCGGAUUAUUGCCGAACAGGUCACUCGAUCCGAGACCGAGCGCGAGGCCGUGGCGCGCGCCGAAGAGGUCAGGACGUACCGGGACGAGUUGGCUGGAGCGGUCAGGGCGUUGAGACGGGCCAAGGAGGAGAGUCGCAAGUUAGAUGAGGAGAGGAGGAAAGGGUUGAGGUUGUUCGAGGAGACUAGGGAGAGGUUGGUCAAGCUUAGAGAAGCCUACAAGGUGCAAGAGGCGAGGGAAGCGGGCAGAGAUGAAGGCCGACUCGAGGCCUUCCAAGAGAUCGAGAGGUGGAUGGUGAACCCGCCUAUUCCGAUCGAACCGAUGGGCUACCUUCCUUCCGGUGUCUUGCACCCCAACGAACGUCAGAACCCACAAACUGAUGAGCAGCAAGGAGCACAGGUACGACAGGACAAACAGCGUCAGCCUCAGCAACAACAGUCUCCCGAGCAGGGUCAACAACCGAGACCGCAGUAUCAGAGCUUUGGAGAUUCGGCUGAUCGGCUGAAUCAACAAGCGCAGCGAGUGGCGUCGCAAGCGCAGGGCAAUCGUCGACCCAGCACCAGUCCGUACCCCGGCAGCAACCGGGAACCCUCGCCCAGGGAUCCACCUGCUAUGCCCCCACACAGUAUGGCUGGAGCCAACGCCGCGUCCAGCUACUUGGACCGAGUCGAGCACGACCCUCGUAUGCAAAACAUGCUCCACGGCGCGCCUCAGAGGACCUUUACCAUGCCCUCGCAAGCGCCAACGGGACACACUCGUUCGCGCGCACCUGACACACUCGCACCCCCCGACUCUGCCAGUUUGUUGACCAAGCCUCUUCCGUCGCCUCAUGGUCGAUCGUCGCAUCAAGGUCAUCAUCAACAACCUAGUCGAGCGGGUCACUCCAGACAAGGUAGUCAGAUUCCCCGAGACAUCCUCUCUCCGCCAAGGCAGGAUCACAAUGCGCCCUUUGAUAGGAGCCUGUCGCAAGCCGAUCGCUACCCUCCCUUCCCCACUCAUCGAACCGAGUCGAUUCUCGACCACGCUGUGCCACUCUGGCCUAAUCCCGACAUGAGAGGAGCGCAAUCGGUUGAUCCUAGAGGAAUGCCUCUACCGGACUCACGCGAAACCUCCGAGUACCACCAUCACGGCCAGGCUCCUUCUCGUGGGCCGGUACCCCCUUCGCACGCCACUCACAGGUCGAACAAGACGGCGCGAUCCCGGUUGGCAGCGGGUCUUCGCGGGGAUGACGACCCAUUAUCGAUGAUUGAAGAGACCGACGAGCAGGUAAUGGAUAGACAGUCGCCCAAUCCACAUCGGGUUCCGCUGCCGCCCUCCACGGCUGGCGGUACUCAUUACCACCCGGCCCGAUCAAUGCAGUCUUUCAUGAGCAGCAAGUUCAAGCCCAAGCAGCCCGUCAUGCCGAAUCCGUUGGGCAUGUCCGCCACCGCCACAACUAACGAUAAUAAUCUGAGGGGUAUGUACGAUUCAGACCGAGCGGCUCGACACACUGCUACGCUCCCCGAUGCCACCAAUCAAUACCAUCCAGAAGGUUCUCACCCCAUGUCCCUUUCCCCAGAGCAAAACAAUAUGGAACCGAUCAAUCAACAUUACCGCGAGCCUAGCGGCGGCGGGUCGCGUGGCGGAAUGCUCGGCGUUUCACGCGCUCCGACAAUCCAUGUGAUGCCACCUUCGCGUGAUAGCCCUGGGCGCGACGCACCCCAGUCGACCUUUGACAAAGGAUCGGUCCUUCCUGCCAACAUACCUUUACCAGAGACUCGGCCUGGAACGAUGUAUGGUACCGAAGUCAAUCAUCCUCAGCGUCACCACCAAAGGCACUCUAUCAACGCGAUCGACUUUGCUCAAAGGCAUCCUUUACCCGAGUCCCGCCCGACCACGAUCAUGGAGAGGCAGUCCAACGGACCUCUGGCUGCUACAGUCGAGGACGUUGCCGAUGUGGACGCUCCACCGGUGCGGCGAGGGGUCCCGUUGGCCUCUAUCCUGAAACGAGACCCCAUGCUCCUGCCUUUGCCCCAUUCGAAGGCUCCGACCCGGAGGAAAACAUCUAGUAGGUGA